GGGUAUCCCCUGGAUGAAUGGACUGGAAUGACGUGGAAAUAUAGGUAGGAGAGAAAUUGUGGAUGUGAAUGAUUUAGUUAGUGGGAAAAAAAUGAUACUUGAAAUUGGUGAAGUGAUAAAAAACAUUGAACAUGAUGAAUUCAUUCAACAUGAUAAAUAAAUUGGUAAUGUCAACGGAUACGCAUUUGGACAUGGCCUACAAAGUGUCUACAACAACAAUUAAAAAUAAUGUACACGAUGGUGUAACACUGCUGGAGGAUUUGUCUAAAUUGCGCACAAGUGAGAGCACAAGUGCGACCAUUGAUAUCAUUUAUGAUACGACAUACGCCACAAAAACCAACAAAACGGACGAUGGGACAAUAGAAAAUCGCAUUGGUGCAUUGUAUUGGACAGAUAUAGCUCUUGUGAGCCUCUUCUGUAUCCUCAUUGUGAUAACAGUGAUCGGAAAUACCCUUGUGAUAUUGUCCGUGAUUACCACGAGACGCCUAAGAACUGUAACCAAUUGCUUCGUGAUGAGCCUGGCCGUGGCUGAUUGGCUUGUCGGUAUCUUUGUUAUGCCACCUGCAGUUGCUGUUCAUCUAAUGGGUUCAUGGGAACUUGGUUGGGUACUAUGUGAUAUAUGGAUAUCACUAGAUGUUCUCCUCUGCACAGCAUCCAUUCUGAGCCUCUGUGCUAUUAGCAUAGACAGGUAUUUGGCGGUGACACAGCCUCUUAACUAUUCACGGAGGAGGAGAUCAAAGAGAUUAGCUCUCCUCAUGAUACUUGUCGUGUGGAUCUUGGCACUGGCAAUUACCUGUCCCCCCAUACUUGGAUGGUAUGAACCAGGACGACGAGAUUUAGUUGAAUGUCGCUACAAUCAAAAUGAGGGCUAUGUUGUAUUCUCCGCAAUGGGCUCCUUCUUCAUUCCAAUGACAGUUAUGAUAUAUGUUUACGUGAAGAUAUCAUGUGUCGUUGCAUCCCGACAUGACCAUAUGGCUGAAAUUGAGGUACACAAGAAGAGAACCAAUGCAGAGGCAGAAGUUUACCUGGACCACGAUACAUCGGAACAGGAGCCCCCAAGUCCCAAGAGGUCACAAUCAUUUGGUCAAUUAACAAAGCGCGACUACUUUGUGAAGACAAACUCAGCCGAGGAUAUCGACGGUCGGAAUGCAAAACAAUCCCGAAAUGGACUAUAUGAACUUGUGGAUUGCUCAUCGAGAACACCAUCCCUGAAGCGUUAUGGCGGUCUCAAUUCCAAACAGCCUACAAAUGAAACAUGGUCAAAUCAAUUAAGUGCCACUAGUAAGGACAUUCCGGCAUCUGGAUUUGCAAUUUCCAAGCAAAUUCGCGUACAUCAGAAGUCAAUGUCCAAUAGGAUCCUAUCCCUCAAGCGAGAAAAUAAGACAACACAGACCCUUAGUAUUGUUGUGGGUGGUUUUAUAGCGUGUUGGUUGCCAUUUUUUGUACUGUAUCUCAUUACCCCAUUCCUACCCGAUAAGUCCGUCAAUCCAAUGAUUUCGGGCUUCCUCACAUGGUUGGGUUGGUUCAAUAGUGCCGUCAAUCCAUUCAUUUAUGCUUUCUAUAGUGUUGACUUUAGGACAGCGUUUUGGAGACUGACAUUGAGGAAAUUCUUUAAAAAUAAAAAUUCGCACAAAAUUCCAUUUGCCAGCAACACCAUGUCUAUUAAACGAUAAAUUUAGAUAAUAUUUUACAUGAUAUUUAGAACUUUAGGCUAUUUUGUCCUUCUAAAAAGAAAGAAACUGAUACUUUAGGAGCUUUUUUUCUUCUGUGAGCGAUAUUCUAAUUAAGAAAAUUAAGCGAUAUUUAAUAAACUUGAGGUUAAUUAAAAAAUUAGAGAAUGUAUUUAAUAUUUUGUUUUAUGUUUACCUAAAAAAAAAAAAACAAAACAGUGAAGACAGGGAAGAACAGUCGAGACAGAAACCAACACAAAGUCGAUAAUGCAGAAGCACUUGAGAACAGAAAUGUUCUAAAGGAAAUAUUAAAAAAGAAACAUUUCUCCUUUUAAUUACAAUAGCACUAUUAGUCAGCAAGAUCAGAACAAAUAUCACAAUUACAAAGCACAAGUUUGUAGAAUAAAGAUGAUUUUUUUCGCUUUCUUUAAUCCUUUCUCACAAAACCAUUUUUUUUUACUAUUUUAAAAACUCAUGAAAAAUCAAAACGCACAAAACUUAAAAGAACUAUAAAGCGAUAUUAAAAUGCCUUUGAGAACAAAAAAGAAAAA
Phlebotomus papatasi is the source of this 2221-nucleotide messenger RNA. RefSeq names its product 5-hydroxytryptamine receptor 1B. The record is from RefSeq and is a predicted model, not a curated record. Gene Ontology annotation, cellular component: membrane. Lineage: Eukaryota; Metazoa; Arthropoda; Insecta; Diptera; Psychodidae. Gene Ontology annotation, molecular function: G protein-coupled receptor activity. Bases 132 to 1673 code for a protein of 513 amino acids. The transcript has 5 exons. Gene Ontology annotation, biological process: adenylate cyclase-activating adrenergic receptor signaling pathway.